This is a messenger RNA of Pocillopora meandrina, 8756 nucleotides long. The record is from the annotation of a GenBank genome assembly. Lineage: Eukaryota; Metazoa; Cnidaria; Anthozoa; Scleractinia; Pocilloporidae.
AGAUCACGCAAACUGUGAUUACCGUGAGAACCUCGGCAGGAGUGUCCAUAAACAUUACUCAAGAUGGCGGUAGAGGUCACUCGUUGAAUGCAGAUUGUCUUUAUCGAAAACAAUAGGGCUAGCCAGUAAAAUUUGAGUUGAGUAUGGGAAAAAAUAAAGGGAAAGCUAAAGUGGCUCCGCCUCGACAUAAACUUAGUAAGAGUUCAAGGUUUGAAGCUGCUUGGAAUGGCACAGAAGACUUUGAUGGAGACGAGAUGAAUACACGCGGUAAAUGUUUAGCGUACCCUUUACCCCCUAACAUCAGAAUGCAUAUUCUCCAUGUUGUUCUUUAUUCAUUUCCUAAGGUACUGGAAAAGGAAUUUGUUGAACAGUCAAGAGCUCCUUUAGUCGGUGAUCAUUUCCCUUAUUCUCGUGACCUUACUGUGUACCUCAGGGGUGACAUCAUAGGAGAAAUUAGAUGCUUGUCGCUACUACGGUUAAAGAGACGAUGGUUCUCAUAGAUGCUUCUAUUGUUGAUUAUGUGGCAUAAACUACAGGAUACAGAUUCAGCCAGAUACAUCUUGUCUGCUUGCUCUGAAGAGCAGGGAACAAGUCUUUGAAAUGAUUUUCAACAUGAUUCAAUGGGAUUUGAUAUUAAAGAGGUAUUCAUGGGUAUCGGUGAUAAUCAUUUGCAUUCCCAAUCAAAACAAUUCAAUCACUUUUCAUAGAAACUACAUGCUGGUCACCAGCAUGAUGUUUCUAUGGUAACUUGCUAUGUUACCACUGUGACAGUGACAUUAUAGACCUUGGUCAGCACCUUAAUUGUAGUAUUAUCUGCCUUAAAAUCAGCUCUCUCUCUUGUAAGAUCAAAAUUUCAAUUCUCCAUACUGUUUCCCAUACAUUUCUGACAGUGUUAGCUCGGAGAAGUUAUUGUUGAAUCAAACAGAAUGACCUGAUUGAUAUUUUUCUUUCUUCCAUGUUUUUUUCUUGAAAAUGUAUUGAGAUAACAGAGAGAUAUUUCUUAUUGGUCACUCUUGAGAGUGGAAGGGUCAAACACAAGCUUAGUGACCUUCCUUAGGGUGACAUUGACCAAACUUGCCUUUAACACUUGAUCAAAAUUCAUCAUUUUGCAGAGUUUUUUAAACUGAUAAAUUCUUUUGUUAGCUCAGAGCUUAUUUGUCCCAAAAUUUUCAAUAAACAAUAAGGACCAACUCUGAGACUUAUGCAUCUGUUAUUUUCUGGUGAUUGUCCAUCAAAGCCACAAGAUUUGUGCAUAAAUUGUAUGGUAUAGGUUUUUUUUAAUUGAUUUUUCUUUCAGAUGAUGGGAAUAAAAAGGAUUAUGGCAGAGGAUUUCCUUUUCCUUUGGCCAUGUGGGUAAGAAAGUAGAUUUAGGUAAUUGAAUAAAUUAUUUGAACUUUUGAGUGGCAGUCAGUUAAAUGUAGUUUGAUGGUCUGGGUGAGGGUAACACUUAAAAAGACUGUCAUGAGUGACUGGCUAAGCCAAUGAGAAACCAGAGCUGAUUUUAAUGUUUCAUGAUUUUAGACACUGCCAGAGAACAGAUUGGGUUGAAAUGCAUCUCAAACAUUGUUGAUAAGUCAAGUCUUAUGAAUUUUUAGUGGAUAGCCAACCCACAUUUCACCAGUUCUGUAUAUUGAAGAUAACUAAGUCAUCAUAUUUUAGGAUUUGGAGCACUGUGAUCCAAAGAAGUGUUCAGGAAGAAAGCUUUCAAGACUUGGCUUUGUGAAAACACUUAAAAUUUCCCAAAGGUUCAAUGGUCUGAUUUUAAGUCCCUUGGGAAAGCAGUGUGUUUCACCCCAGGACCACACCCUCGUUAUGGAUCAUGGAAUAGCUGUUAUUGACUGCUCGUGGGCCAAAUUGGAGAGCACACCAUUUGGAAGGAUGAGAGGAGGUCACAUGCGCCUGUUACCAUAUUUAAUUGCUGCAAACCCUAUCAACUAUGGAAAGCCCUGUAAAUUGUCUUGUGUAGAAGCAUUUGCUGCCACGUUGUACAUCAUUGGUAAGUAAUAAAUCCUUUUUAUAAACAGUGCUAUUCACAGUUCUUAAGUGAGAGUGUUUAGGUAUUUAGGAUGGUGAAAGGAGAUAAAAUUGUAACCAUUGAACUGCAUGUGGUGAACUUAAUACACAGCUGGGAUGCAUUAAUGACUAAAAACCCCAUUUGACAUGGCAGAAAAAGAGAGCAGUAGGCAAGGAUGAAUGACAUUAACCCUUUAACUCACAGAUCAAAUUUGUCACCCUCCUUACUGUCAACCAUACAAUUUUGAUUAUGUUAGAUCAGAGAAUUUAGUAUUGGAUCAACUUAUUAUCCCCAAAUUGAUAUUUUUCUUGAUUAUCAUCACUUAUCUGGUUGAUAUGGUAUUGAUAUUGUAAGGAGAAAUGCUGUCUUGGUCACUCAUGGGAGUUAAAGGGUUAAGGAAGCACUGUCCAUUCUAAGAUGUAUAUUUAUAGAAGGUGACAACAGCCUGUUAAAAACUGAAAAGCCUUGCUGUCCUCAAGGUAACAAUUGCAAGGGUUAAAUGUCUAAAAGGUCAUCCUAGGGACCUCUAUGCCUAAAAAUGAAAAAAAUUGUUUCAAUCAAAUCAAAGUAAGUCUUAUUAAAACUAUCGCACUUUUGUGCUCCUUGCUUCACUAACCCUUUAACUCCCAUGAGUGAUCAAGACAGAAUUUCUCCUUACAAUAUCAAUACAAUAUCGACCAGAUAAGUGAUGAGAAUAAAGAAAAAUAUCAAUUUGGGGAUAAUAAGUUGAUCCAACACUUAAUUCCCUGAACCAACAUUAGAAGAAAUGUAUUGGUGAACAGUAAAGAGAAUUACAAAUUUGAUCUGGGGGUUAAAGGGUUAACUUUCCAGUUAACUCUUUAAACCCCCAAGAGUGACUGGCAUCUAAUUUCUUUUUUCAAGAUCACCCCUGAAUCACACAUUGAGGUCACAGCAAUAAUGAAAAUGAAAUAGAGAGUCUCUUGACUGUUAAGCACAUUCUCCUUGUCAACACCUUAGGAGAGAUACAGAGAACAGUAUGGAGAAUAUGCAUACUGAUAUGAGGGUUCAAAGGGUUGAAAUGUCAUGGUAUUACAGUUGGCAAGGUAAGGUUAGCUCCUACCAUCCACAUGAUGCGACACAAAAUUCAUCCUUGCACACAAGUUUUGUCUUCAGUGUGCCCUAACUAGCUUCUAAUAUGUGCCACAGGAGUUUGAAGUUUUUUCCAAUAUAUAAUCAUCUCUCUGAAAAGCUGAGCUUUAUCAAGUUGAAUUCUGAAGUACAUAGUACCCUCUGGACAUUGUCUUUCUAGCUCUAAUUGUGCAAGGAUCAUGCAACUUGAUGAUAAAGCAGAACCUCCCUUACUGAACCCUUGAACUCCUGAGAUUUGAUUGUUAAUUCUUCCCUCUUGCUGCUACACAUUUCCUUGUCUAGGUAGCAACUUCUAAGUGAUAGGUUUGAGUAUUCUCCUUACCUGUUUGCUGGAUAAUAUAAGGAUAUUAUAGGGAGAAGUGUUAUUAUGGGAGUUAAAGGGUUCAUAGACCUACCAUAGUUAUUCGGUUAUAAGGUGCACUCGACUAUAAGACGCACCCCCAAUUCAGCAACUUCAUUAUUGCAUGUUUUCAAACUGAAAACAUCGCUGAAAUACUUGGUUAUAAGGCGCACCGUUGUUUGGGGAGUAAAGAUCGGUCAAGUUUAUUGUAAAUUCUUUCAUAAACUUACAAAAAAGCGAAAAAGUCGCAUAUUGAUUUUAGUUUACCUUUACUUAACAAAAGCAGAAUUGUCGCACACGUGACCACGCACACAAACAAAAGCCUUGAUUAAACGAAAGCAAAAUGUCACAGACAUAAACAAAAGCCAAAAUCACAGUGAUAAACAAAAGGCAAAAAAAGUCACACAUUUAAUGACAACCUAUUGGUACAUAUUAAUUUUUAGCCUUCCCUCUCAGGAAACAUGGUUUUAAAGUAUAAAAACAAUUAAAUCAACAAAAUCAGUAGUCGCAAAUUUACUUCACCUGGUGAACAUUAUCUUGCGAAGUCUACAUUCAGCACAAUCAUGCCAAACACUUGCCGUCAUUCUUACGAUCUCAACUUCAAGUUGAAAAUUGUAGCUGUCCUGGAUGCAGACAAUGAGCUAGACAACGAAUUCGACACUGACAGUGAAAGCGAAGAUGAGUAGACUCCAGGCAGUACACAACUCAAACGGUUCUUUUCAGAACCACCAUAUUUAUAAAACUCAAUGACCAACACUGUGUGUCCUUUUAUUUGCUUGAAAUUGUACCAGUAACUGUGAUAAAAAAAAUUGUUCGGGAAAUUAUUCGCCUAUAAGACGCACCCAAACUUUGGUGGUAAUUUUUAAUAGAAAUUAGGAAUUUCUUGAAAAAAAUGGUGCGCCUUAUAACCAAAUAACUACAGUAAGUAAAUGAUCUAAGGUACUAAUGACGAGAAUUAAUUAUCCAAUCAAGAAUUUGGUUUUCAUUUUCUUUCUUCUUGAAACCUUUAUGAGAGGCAGGCAAAGGGUUUAUACAUGAGGCAUCAUAAAGGCUAAAAUUGAUAUUAUCAUGUAAAUAUUACAGAAAGCAAAGGUUCAUUAGUGAAUUUUUUGAACCAGAGUGAGGCAUGAUUUGCCACAGGAAAUAUAUGGGACCUGUGAAUUUCUUUUAUCAUUUUGUGAAAGCUGUAAUAUUUCUUUGAAAUCAUGCACACAAGGAGAGAAGUUUGAAGUUUUCUCUUUGAUGUACAUGAUGCAUGAAUUUGUCUAAUAUUUGUACAUGAAAUGUGAUCAAGAACCCCCUUGUGUGAUCCAGUGGUUGCAUUGUAAUGAGAAAUAAGUCACUGUUAGGGUUCAAAGGUAAAAUAUAGCUCUUUCCUCAAUGAUGCACUCAGAUAAGUAGUCUGCUAUCAACUUACUGGAAUUUCCAAGACUGUUUCUCAUUAUUCUAGCUAGUGUGAUUUUACUGAUUCUAUUGCAAGUCAAAUUGAGGACUUGAGUGUUAUUUUGAAGAAGGGAAAGGGUAAAUUUAAACACAUUCCUUUGUUUUUAUUAUUACUAAAGGGCAACGAGAUCUUGGUUCUACACUGUUGAAGCGUUUUAAGUGGGGGACGUCAUUCUAUGCAUUGAAUAGGUAAAGUACAUGCAGUCAUUUGACAAUAUUUUUUAUUGGUGUAGCAAUUUUGGUGUUGAUAAAGGCCUAUAGAGCCGAGAUGCUCAGGAUAUCUUCAGAACUAAAUAUUAAAAAUUUUGAAAGUUUAGAUUUUUAUUUCUCAGGAAAACUGGAAAGUGAUAAAUAGUAACAGGCUUUGGGAAGCCCUAGGAAAACUGUGACAAGAUUCCCCUUUUGCAAAUUUAUUUCCAGUGUUUACACUCUUGACUGAAAACAUGUAUGUCAUUCUUUUUUUACUGAAACCACCAGAAUUGAAUAAAUAGAGGAUAUUACAUGGCUGCGCAUGGAUACAAAUUUUAUCUUCAAGUGCUGAGAGUAUCUCUCACUCUUUCGCUUUACUCACUUGUGAGAGACUUUCAGCACGAGAAGACAAAAUUCGUAUCUCCAAGUGGCCAUGUAAUGAUCUGUUUAUUUUGUAGAUACUGAUGAAAUUCCUACAUAAAAGACAAUGAAAUUUCAAAAUUUCUUGUAAUUGGCCAAUCAUGUUAGUAACCAUGGCAACACCAAUAUCCUCACACAUGACAGAUAAAAAUAGUAUCUUCACUGCACACAAUGGAAAAAAAGUAAAAAGGAAAAAUCCUGGUAUUUCAUCAGUAUCUAUGUAAUAAUUAAUAGUAUAAUGCACAGGUGAAUAGUGCUUUUUGUGCACUCUGAUUGGCCGAUCCAAAAGUGAUCACCAAGAAUUAUUCACCUUCAAGCAGCUGAAGAGACAAGCAGUUGAAGAGAGAAAAUCAUAUGUCAAGAGUUACAUAUCUGACCAUUUUUUGGUAUAUUGACAAAAAUAGGUUACAUGUAAUUCUUUGGUUUCUGUGUGGUAUAUUUAUAUGAAACAAAAAUUUAACUCAAUGUGGUUGGAAGUGGUGGAUAUUUACCUCCUCACUCUGCAGAUUGGUCAAUAUCCAGUGGUUGCUAUUCAUCCCCACUUUGGUGAAUAAUUGUUGAAUAUACCAGAUUGACUUCCACGAAGAAGCUCAAUUGUGUUUAUAGAUUCAACAACACUUCAUAAGGUUUCUUGUGUGCUUUUUCUUUCUCUACAUCUGAAAGCUAAUGAUGUUCUCAUUUAUCAAACUGUUCUCUGUUUCCUGAUGAAGGGCUUAUGCUCGAAACUGAUGCAGCACCACAGUUUCUUUAGAAACUUACCCCUUUUGAUAAACAUGGCUGUAAGUGAUAAGGUUUGGAUUCAUCAAGCUUGCUCUUGAAAUUUGAUAAGAUGUAAAUAAUGAUAAUCUAUCGUUGUGUACUUGUUAGGACUCUGCUAGACCGCUAUGCUACUUGUUCAUCCAGCAAAGAUGUUGUGAAAGCUCAGGAUAAAUGGCUGGAAGAAAUGGAAGAAGAACAAAAUGCACAGUCAUCACAAGGUUUUUUACCUGUUUAAAACUUACCUUUGCGUAUAUUUUGUUUGUUUUAGGGUUGUUCUGUUAAUAUUUACUUUCCAUGAUUAGUGAGAUGGACUAAGAACUCUGCUGGAUUGAUUCUUUAACUCCCAUGAGUGACCAAGAAAGAAUUUCUCCUUACUAUAUCUAUACAAUGUCAACCAGAUAAGUGAUGAGAAUAAAGAAAAAUAUCAAUUUGGGGAUAAUUAGUUGAUCCAAAACUAAAUUCUCUGAACUAACAUGAUAUGAAUUGUAUGGUUGACAGUUAGGAGAAUUACAAAUUUGAUCUGGGAGUUAAAGGGUCAAUAAAACUGUCAUUGCCUUGUUCCUCCUGUAUUCUGUCAUUCAUUCCUUUCUUUGCUGUUUCUGAGAACUAGGUGAGCUCAAGUUUCCCCAUCUCCACACCUUCAGGGGAGGAGUGGGUACUCAUUUCUAAAACAGUGGUGAAUGUUUCAACCAUAGAAUUUGGUGGAGUAUCAAGAUAUGUUCCCUUUGUUAAUGAAAACACCUUAACAUCAGGAUCUAUGUUCUCUAUACUCCUUCUAUACAUUUCCUUUGGUAGUGAUGAGGAGAACUUGUUUAACAAUGACAGAUUGGAAAUCAUUUCUUAAUGAUCUAAUGAUCUUAAUGAACGAUUCCGUAGUGUUACUGUUAGGAGGCAUUAAACACAAAUACAAGAUGGUUACCAAAUUUAAGAAAGGGGUAAAACAGAAAUAUUGAAGUAAAAAAAAUGCCAUCAGCAAUUAAGGUGGCCUAAACCAAGGGAAUGUUAUUUUUUAAUGCUGUAAUAAAGGUCUAAUUCAUUGCCGCAGAAAUAAUCUAUCAUCAAAUGUAUUUCUCAUUUCAUUUCCAGAUUUGAUGGACAUUGAUAUGACCAAGGAACAUUUUAACCCAAAUCGGCCCAUUUUGAGGUUUGUUGGCUUAAGUUUCAAGAUGCGUAAAUGUGUCUCGUAUCAUUUAGCUUUGCAAGCAGAAGCGGCAUUUCCUUGAGAUAAAUUCAAUGAAUCGUUUCUUCACAGUGAAAAUGAGUCAAGUAACAGUAACAGCGACGAUGGUGAUGAUGUUGACGUUGACGAUGACGAUGUGGAUACGGAUGAUGGAACGGAUGAUGAUACCGAGAAUGGACACGAAAGUGAUGAAGAUGAAAAGGCUGAACUGAAUUUUGGUAUUUUUAGAAAAGAAAACGGACAAGAAGAAACAGAAGAUCGACAAUUACUAGAAAGAGACCGAACGGAAGGUGCGUCGUGCGGUAUUAGUUCUGCUGAAGAUAAACAUUUCGGGGAUUGUUUUGGCGAGGGAAACUUGCCUGGAAAUGAUCACAGUGUUGACUCCCCGUUGGCGAUGAUACGCUGGAAAUAACCAGAAGGACCGAACUUUUUCAUUUCAAUGAUAGAUAGUACCGGUUUUAAAUUUGCGAAGCUGGCAAUUCACGGACCAAUGGUGUCUUUAAUCCUGAAACUAAUAACAUGUCUAAAAUAGAAGAGAUCAGUAGAGAUGCAACAUGACACAUGAAUUAUUAAUGUAUGCACCAAAAAGUAGCGUACUGCAAAAGUAUUCCGCGAACUUGCUUUCAUUUCUUUGUUUGGGUAAAAUCUAUUAUUAUCAUCUCAAGUUGGGCUUGAUCGUCACUUUUGGCUGUUAUUUUUCAGUUCUUAGCAGUUUUUAAGUCGAUAUUGCCGUUCGAAGGGAAACUUAGCUUGUCGUUCUUAUUUUCUGGUUAAAUUCUUAGACACCCUUAUGUCGGUGGUUUUCCGGUUUGGAUGAAAAUUUUGGCUGGUUUUCUGCGGGCUUCUGUUACGCAUCGAUGUUCCCUCCCACGUACUAACGGGAAAAAAUGCCAUCCUUUAUUUCGCUUCCUCUGUCACGAUUCCACCGUAACUUUUAAUCCUUGAGAGUAUCAUGAAAUUCUGCGGGCUUCUGUUACGCAUCGAUGUUCCCUCCCACGUACUAACGGGAAAAAAUGCCAUCCUUUAUUUCGCUUCCUCUGUCACGAUUCCACCGUAACUUUUAAUCCUUGAGAGUAUCAUGAAAUUCAGUAAGACGUGAUCGCAGCUUACUGCUUACGAAAGUUUUUAAGUAACCUACGUCAGUAGUAAGCUUUGAAGUAAAGGAACUACCUCAUAAGUUGUGCAGCUUUAAAACUGAACAAGGACUGGAACCCUUGACUCGGAUAAAUUUUUCAAAUACCUUAUUUGCACUUAUUAAAACCCUGCGAGCGUGAACACUCUCGUACAACGAUAUUCAGCAC